This is a messenger RNA of Aspergillus oryzae RIB40, 522 nucleotides long. RefSeq lists its product as uncharacterized. The transcript is spliced from 4 exons. NCBI's taxonomy places the organism in Eukaryota, Fungi, Ascomycota, Eurotiomycetes, Eurotiales, Aspergillaceae. Bases 1 to 522 code for a protein of 173 amino acids. The record is from RefSeq and is a predicted model, not a curated record.
AUGGAGCGUGAACACGGAUUUCUGUCACAUGACAACGAUCACAUGUCAUCUAUAUCUUUAGGUACUUUUCACCAUCACGAUUAUGAUUAUCGAGACGAUUACCACUGGACCGUCAACUUCUUCUACGCUUGCUCAAGCCAUACUACCUUCCCGCACAUCAAGGCCAUCAUGCACCACAGCGAGGCCAAGGACCCCGAGCUGGUCCUUCGGGCAGAGAUCAUGAUGAUAGUUGCCACAAUGCACUCCCGCCUGACCACGGAGACUCUCCUGGAUCACCUCAUUGUUCCGGUAAUGCUUUUCAGCUUCGCGGGAUGCCGCGUGCGCAUUCUAAUCGCCAUCCAUGACGGCCAGAAUUUGGGGAUCGCGAUGUCCGGGUUCAUGGAAUACUCGGAAGGAUCUCAGGAUCUCUGGGACAUGCUUACUCGUUACCUGGGAUGUGGUAUCAACAAUAGGCUGAGCACCGAAAAGCUGCUGUCCGCAUAUUUGGAGGAAGCUUUGCCAUGGAGAGAGAAGUGUAGCUGA